UAUUUAAUCACUUUCCUUUGUACUAUAUUGGAAAACGGCUGGUUCCUUGUCUUACCGAUGAGGUGUUCGAUCUCACCCGCUGUACCCUGAAACCCAUACCUGUCUCUGAGGUGAGAGGUGGAUUGAAUGUGUGGUCUGAUUGAUUUUGUGUUCGCUAUUAAGGUAGAAAAUAAGACUACAGCUGUAGUGACAGUAAGCUUCUUUAGGAAGCCUUCAUGACAGGAAAUAUCUUGCUUGGUCUCUUCUACAGAACGGGCCACUAUUACAGGAAGCGAGCUUCUUUUAAGUGGUCCAUACUGUAUAAGCUUGUACUUGUGGUUCCUAUCCUAGUAUGCAGUAUCAUAUGUGAACUGCUAAUUCUGAAUUUUAUUAUUUUUAAAAAGUUAUCUCGGGUCCCACGUCAGAUUUCUGCGUGUUUUAUCUCAGAACUACACCACAUUCAAGACAAGGUACAUUUUUCCUGUGGAUUUGGAAGCUGGGGAAUGAUAGCUGUUUAGAAGUCAGUGUGUGUGUGUAGCAACCUGACUGUAAGACGCUCCUAUCACCUACUCGACGAUUGGAAUCUGACGGUGGAGACUAUCUGUUCUUAUCUACAAAGGCUGUUUAACAGAAUUUGAAACAUUUUCAAAUUAACGCUGAAUCUGAAUAUAUACUGUCCGCAUUCUUCAUCCGGCGAGCGACCCAACCCCAGCCUCGGUGUCUCGCAGCAAGCUGGUGUACACAGCAAGAACGGGUUGAUGCUGAGGCUUCCCCAAGUUUCCCGAAGCUUUGCAGAGGAAUUUGAUAGAAACCACAUCAUCUCCUCUUGGAAGCUGCAAUUACUUAUCAUUGGGAACUGCCAUGGCGGUACACCUGCUGCUGUGACAUCCUGUGAGCGGACGCCAGGCGGCAGAAACCUUUGCAGCUUCGCUACGCGACAGGUGAACCGAGUCCAGGGUCCAGGUGAAGAUGAAACUGCUUUACUCUUGCAACCUCCACACCCAUCCUCUGCUGAGAGAGUUCCUGGCAGAACUUCUGGGGACUUUCUGCUGAUGGUUAUUGGCAUUGGCGUCAUUGCACAGGCAACUCUCAGUGAGUUCACGUUUGGCUCUGACAUGUCCAUUUUCUUGGGCUGGGGGCUGGCCGUCGCCAUUGGAAUUUCCUCUUGCGUUGGAGUCACAGGUGGUCACAUUAACCCAGCAGUGACAGUGACCAUGGCGGUCCUCGGACGAUUUUCGUGGGCCAAAGUUCCAGUCUAUGGCGCUCAGUAUUUGGGCAGUUUCCUCGCCUCUGUCUUCUGUUAUCUUGUUUAUAAGGACGCCUUAGAUAACUACGACGGAGGUGUUCGCCAGGUGGAUGGAAGCAAAGCCACAGCGGGCAUUUGGGCAACAUAUCCAAAGGAAUACGUUUCCGUGUGGACAGGUUUCGGCGACCAGAUCCUAGCCACCGCCCUGUUGAUGGUGGGAGUCAUGGCGCUGACAGACAUCCGCCAUUCCAACGGCAAGAACUCUCAUCUCGUCCCAUUCUUUGCCGGCGGUCUCGUCGCUGCCCUCUGCAUGGCCUUCGGCCUUAACUGCGGCUGCCCUUUGAACCCGGCCCGUGACCUUGCGCCCCGCAUUUUCACGAGUAUCGCCGGCUGGGGGAUAAAGCCGUUCAGUUUCAGGAAUUACUCUUGGUUCUGGGUGCCGGUGGUUGCACCUCACGUGGGCGCCAUUUUGGGAGCGUUCAUCUACCAGUACGCUGUAGGCUUACACUGGCCUCCUGACAAUGUCGACUCGCCACUAAAAUUAAGUGAAACAAACAUUAACCCAGCGUUUGUCUGUGGAUGCAAGGACAGCUACUUACGCUGGCAAAGAAAGUGCGCAGUAGUCUCCCUCUUCAUUUUCGUCGUGUUGGCACUUCGCAAAUAAUUCUUUACAAGCGGGCAAUAACAGCCAGCAAGUGGUGCCAGCUGCAACCGCUGAACAGAGUUCCUCUGCAGAUUGAAUGUGACUACGUGUUUCCUCUGAAUGUUGGAACGGGAUGAGCAGUCGAAUCAAGGGGUUGAACUUUGGGACGCCAGUGUAAACCUCUGGCGCCAGAAGAGAACUGCAUAAAACUUGCACAAACCCUGAAUUCAUUCACAAGUUUGUUUCAAAAAUGACGAUCAGUUACCUAACAAAAUAGGAUUCCUGGUGCAAUUUGUGUGUCGAAUAUAUGCUGUAUGAUAUUCCACGCUGAUAUUAAAUUUAGGAUCUA
This is a messenger RNA of Pomacea canaliculata, 2217 nucleotides long. Its product is annotated as aquaporin-7-like. The record is from RefSeq and is a predicted model, not a curated record. Gene Ontology annotation, biological process: glycerol transmembrane transport; water transport. Gene Ontology annotation, molecular function: water channel activity; glycerol channel activity. NCBI's taxonomy places the organism in Eukaryota, Metazoa, Mollusca, Gastropoda, Architaenioglossa, Ampullariidae. Gene Ontology annotation, cellular component: plasma membrane; basolateral plasma membrane.